Molecule: messenger RNA, 1118 nt
Organism: Aspergillus saccharolyticus JOP 1030-1
Lineage: Eukaryota; Fungi; Ascomycota; Eurotiomycetes; Eurotiales; Aspergillaceae
Product: putative oligosaccharyltransferase subunit ribophorin II
Exons: 4
Coding region: 117-989 (290 amino acids)
Biological process (GO): protein N-linked glycosylation
Cellular component (GO): membrane; oligosaccharyltransferase complex
Source: RefSeq, a predicted model, not a curated record
CGCCCGCAACCCCCCGGACCGCAUUCUUCUUCUCUUCUCUCAAUUCCGUGACUGCCAGCUUUCUUUCUCUCUGCAGUUUGUCUCUUUCGGUGGAUUCUUCGCUCCCUCUAUUCACCAUGCAGCUGUGGCACUCUCUUCUCCAGCUGUCUGUGCUGGCCUCAACGGCUCUGCCGACCGCUGCUGCUGCUUCCGCGUGGGGAUACACUGAUGCCACCGUGUCAGUUCACACCAAAGGCGCCGGGGUCGGCGCCAGCUUCAAAAAAGUGAUUCCCGACAACAAAGCUCUCUCCAAGCCAGUCUCCCUCGGAUCCGCCGACACUUUGAAGGUGACCUUGACAGCCCAGGAAGGCCGUACCGCCAAACGCGCGCACCAAGUCUUUCUCUUCCUUCAAGACCCUGAGACCGGAUUGGAUAUUGCAUACCCCUUCAGCGUGAAGGAGAAUGGCAAAUCUCGAAUUGAGUUGACCCAGAAAGAUCUGCCCGUCCAAUUUCUCUCUGUCUCCGAACCCCUCGAUGCGCGACUCCUGAUCGGAUCCUUUGGCGAGGCCGACGCUUACGAUGGAACUGCUUUCAAGCUGACGGUGGCCCGCAACCCCAACGAGCCGGUUCCCACCCUCGAGGUGUCCCGCUACGGGAAGCUUCCGGAAAUCCACCAUAUCUUCAAGACGGAUGCUCAGAGUCCUCCGUUGGUCAUCACCUUGGUCUUCCUCGCUCUGGUGCUCGCGGCGCUUCCUGUCCUUGGCGGAGUCUGGUUGGUUCUCGGUGUCAACCUGAACCACCUUCCUACUGCCUUCAAGUCGGCACCCCUCCCUCACGCUGUCUUCCUCGGCUCGCUCUUUGCCAUUCAAGGCAUCUUCUUCUUGUACUAUACUUCAUGGAACCUCUUCCAGGUCCUUCCGGCAGUUGCAGUGGCUGGUACCGUCGCAUUUAUCAGCGGCAGCCGUGCGCUUGGAGAGGUCCAGGGCAGACGGCUCGCCGGUCUGCGGUAAAUCACUGCGUGUGGGUGGGGAUGGUCUAUGUGCUGGCGAGUAUCCGGGGUCGUCUAGUACGGUAAGGGUGUAAAAAGGACCAUAGCUCGUACAAUUCCGCAACCAAUAUAUCCGUGGGAUGAGACCCAG